GUCGCGGGCUACUUGAACAGAGAAAGCAGCACUCCAGUAACUGCAGGAACUGGGGUUGGUGAGGAGUUGCAAGUUAAUCUCUGGUUAUUCGGAUCGCUAAAAAACUGCACCUCGAAAAUACAAGAGACCCAGCAUGGACAGCUGAAAGUGAUACGUCUGGGGAGGCGGUGAUCGGUCGUUUUUUUAAGUUUGUUUUUUUUUAAUUCUAGACUUUGGGAGGGGUAUUGGAGGACCUCUUCGUAGUAGAAGACUCUAACCCUGAUGUUACAAUUUAUGUUUUUUCUGGUUGCUUGCUAGUUCAUAACGUCACAAUUGUUAACCCGGAACUACGGCGGUUGUUUUAUUUUAAAUUUUAGAACUUUAUUUUAGCGUACUAGCUGAGCAACAAUGUUUGGUAUCAGUCGCGAUCACGCUGCGAGUGACUUGCAGAAAAAUCAAGACCGGGAAAACAUGCUUCUUAAACAAAGGGCUGCUGCAAAACACCGGCUUGAAGAUCAAGAAAAUAUAAACCCAAAAGCUACAAGCAGAAGUGUUUUGGGAGCUUUGCAGAACAACCAGAGAAGCGCAAGACCCCAGCUACAACAAGGAACAAAACAGGGCCAUUCGUGUCAAGUGCUGUCCUGCACAAAUUCUGAGAACCAUGGCCGGGAUCCUUCAGAGAAGAUGGGUGCAAAGCAGCCCGGUUUCACAAUUCACGUGGAUGAGCCUGAUGGUGCUUGUACCAAGAAGCAAGUGGCCUCCAAAGCUAAAGUCCUCAUGGAGAAGCCUCUGCUUACAAUUAACCCCAUCGCGGGGAACAGACAGCCCCUUUCCGUUAUUGAGUGCCCUCUGGAUGCCAGUUUUGAUUCGCCAGUGGCUAUGGACAUGUCGGUAUGUGAUGCUGAGGAAAAACCAAGGGAUGCAAAUGAAGUGCCAGACUAUGCUGUAGAGAUCCACAAAUACUUAAGGGAAAUGGAGAUAAAGUCCAGGCCCAAAGCUGGCUACAUGAAGAAACAGCCAGACAUUACGAACAGCAUGCGAGCCAUCCUUGUGGACUGGCUGGUGGAGGUGGGAGAGGAGUACAAGCUGCAGAACGAGACGCUCUAUUUGGCUGCGAACUAUAUUGACCGUUUCCUGUCCGCGAUGUCGGUCCUGCGGGGGAAACUGCAGCUGGUCGGGACGGCAGCUAUGCUGUUGGCUUCGAAAUUCGAAGAGAUCUACCCCCCAGAAGUCACGGAGUUCGUCUACAUCACGGAUGACACUUACACCAAGAAGCAAGUGUUGAGGAUGGAGCAUCUUAUUUUGAAAGUGCUGUCUUUUGAUCUUGCUGCUCCUACAAUCAACCAGUUUCUCACCCAGUACUUCCUUCAUCAGCCAGUGAACCAGAAAGUUGAGAGCUUGUCAAUGUUCCUGGGGGAGUUGAGUUUAGUUGAUUCGGACCCGUUCCUGAAAUAUCUCCCGUCGGUUACAGCUGCCGCGGCCUUCGUUUUGGCACGGUAUACGAUUACAGGUGUUUCAUGGCCGCAGUCUCUGAUUGAGUUGACGGGCUACACUGUGGAGUCCCUCAUGCCCUGCAUCAUGGAUCUGCAUCAAACCUACCUCAAUGCUCCACAGCAUGCGCAACAGUCUGUGAGGGAGAAAUACAAGGGUACAAAGUACCAUGAAGUUUCUCUGAUUGAACCACCAGAAAAAGUGAUGCUGGUUUAAAGUUGGGAGUUUUUAUUUCCAUGGGAAGACUUUUUUUAAGAUUUUUAAUGUACAGUUUUUUAUUUUUCUAAUGUCACUACCAUGACCAGAGUAUUUCAAUAACUGCAAGCCGUAGGUUUGUCUAUGGUAUACAGAUGCCAGUUUUGUACUUUUAAUGUAUUUUAUGUGCAAUCUUCUAGGGUGUUGAUUAUUGACAUUUAUAACUGCCUCAAGUGUAAGUUGUAUUCCUCAUACCAUGCCUUGAGGAGCUAACAGAUUGUGUGAGGGUUUAUAGCAAGUAAAGCUAUUGGAAGUUAUAAAUGCUUUUAUCUUGUAAAUUCCACCUUCUAUAAUAAAGGUACAGUUGACAUACUA
This is a messenger RNA of Lepisosteus oculatus (spotted gar), 2040 nucleotides long. It is a transcript of the gene ccna2, whose product is annotated as cyclin A2. The record is from RefSeq and is a predicted model, not a curated record. Gene Ontology annotation, biological process: regulation of cyclin-dependent protein serine/threonine kinase activity; mitotic cell cycle phase transition. NCBI's taxonomy places the organism in Eukaryota, Metazoa, Chordata, Actinopteri, Semionotiformes, Lepisosteidae. Gene Ontology annotation, cellular component: cyclin A2-CDK2 complex; nucleus; cytoplasm. Gene Ontology annotation, molecular function: cyclin-dependent protein serine/threonine kinase regulator activity.